Toxotes jaculatrix (banded archerfish) is the source of this 2776-nucleotide messenger RNA. Its product is annotated as oocyte zinc finger protein XlCOF6. The record is from RefSeq and is a predicted model, not a curated record. Gene Ontology annotation, biological process: regulation of cytokine production; negative regulation of transcription by RNA polymerase II; regulation of immune system process. Lineage: Eukaryota; Metazoa; Chordata; Actinopteri; Toxotidae. The coding region runs from base 737 to 2614 and encodes 625 amino acids. The transcript has 7 exons.
AGUGUGAUAUUGAACCUGUGCUGGUUAAAUGUGGAGCAGGACACCUGUUCAGGUGUUAGACUGAACAUAUGAGUGUGAGUUAAAUCGUGUCCGGUUCAUUAAGCCGUGAAAACACGAGGCUUCAGCACAGACUGUGUCAUUAGCUUCAGCUAACAGCGUUAGCAUCGCUCCUGUCCGGUUCACUCACUCACUCCGUUAAAAGUGAGCAGCAGUUAGCUCUGUUAGCUUCCUGUCAUGCUAAUUCUGUUUUUUAACGGGUUUUUUUUAGUUUUAACAACGUGUUGUGAAAAUCAUUUUAUUCUUUCGGGAAUAUCUGAGACAUUUACAGAGAAAUGCUAAUGACGGACAGUUCAUUCGGAAGGUUUGUCGACUCAUCACCUUCUGUUGUAGUUUCAUGCUAAAAUCAUUGAAAUUCAUUUUCCCACCGUGACAAAGCAAACACCGGACGGAUGGAGACCCUCGGCUCAAACGGCUCAGUCGUGCUUUUAUCAGAGCAGAGAAUCUUGUGUCUCACAGUUUGAGAGUCCUUUAGGUUCCUGAGUUACCUGUGAGAUACAGACCAACCGGGGGCAGAUAGAAUAAAAGAAAUAACUGUGGGUGAAAGGUGUUGUGUUUUUUGGGACUCGGAUGAUGAUGAAUUCUUUUCCUCCCGUGGGAUGAAGGGUUCUGUGUUGAUUGAAAAACUUUGAUGAUAUGUUUUAAUUCUAGUUUGGUGAUAAAAUGCUGAUGCUGUGGGAUGAUCCGAGAUGUUCUGGUCAUCUGUGGCUGUCUUGUAUUGGUUUCACUUGAAUUGCUUACUUUGUCGUAUGUUUCUGUAUGCUGGACACCUGCAAGGGUCAAAGGUCGCAUCCUCCACCUGGAAACAGAGCUUGGCCAAUCAGAGGAAAGCACGCUGAGGAAAGCCCCUCCUGCUGGUGUUGUGGUGAUGCUGUCGGUGAAGCAGAGGUACCAGGACAUCAGCCCUGUGACUCUGCAGGUGGUGGGCGGGGCUGUGAACUCCAGUCUGUACUGUGGGGAGGUGGAGGGUCUGUCGGGGGGAGCGGGGGCGCUGGUGGAGUCCUUCCUGGUGGAGCUUUAUCGCUGUAAACUCUGUCAGUUCACAUGUGGCCUUAAGACCUCCAUCAGCAGCCACCUGCUGCUCAGGCACCACCCCCUCACCCUGUCCUCCCUGGGUGGGGCUGAGGGUGGAGAUGAGGCGGAGCUCCAGCAGGGGGCGUCACCUUAUCAGCUGGAUCUGAAUGGAGAGUCGAAGCAGAGCGACGAGGAUGAGGAGUUCCUGCUUUACAACAUGCUGGACAACAUGAGCCCGCCCACCUGUGACAUCAGCACUGAGGGGGGGCUGCAGGUCGCACACACCUGUGAGGUCAGCACUCUGUUUGAAGAGGAGCAGGAGGAGGAGUCUUCCAUUUUCCCUCUGAAGGGGAGUUCAGUGGAUCUGUCCUGUCCCAUCAACACCCCCGCCACCCAGGAGGAGAUGGCUCAGUCCGCUCACCUUAUGACUCUGGGUCUGUGUCGUAUCUCAGCCGCCAGACCUCCUCCUCCUCCUCCCAGCACCUCCUCCCGACGCGUCCAACACCCCCGUCCACCUGAGGACUCCUCCCACCUGUCCCAGGCCAAAAGCCUGAAGCAGAGCAGGACAGGCGGCCGGCAGUCGAGGACUUCACACUCUGGAAGACGAAGGCUGCCGUGUUGCCUGUGUCCUGCGACACUGCCGUCCAGGCGCCUGCUGGACGUCCACGUCCGGUCUCACCAAGCGUCCGGCGGCUUCAGCUGCAUCCGCUGCAGCUGGACGGCCGACAGCUGGGAGGAGCUGGAGCCUCACUGGAGGAGCCACUGCAGGAGGAGGCGGAGGAGGGAGGAAGAGGAGAAGAAGAAGAAGAAGGUGGCGGCGGCGUUGAGCUGUCCAAUCCGUCUGAGGACGCUCGGGAACAUCUCGUCACGAAACACUCACCAACAAACGCAUCAACACGGCAGCUACUCAGACGGAUGGAGGGGCCUGUCGAUCGGACAGGUGGGAGGGAAGAAGGCGGAGCAUACAGACAGUCAGACCAGUAGACCUCAGACUGGAUCACUGCAGAGCGCCACCGAGGAGAAGAAGAAGAAGAAGAACAUCAGAAGAAAGAAAAAAGAAGAGGAGGAGGCUGAGCAGAUGUCUGCACAGAUCAGAGACCAGACGGGUUUCAGCUGCUCGCUGUGUCACAGGUCGUUCUCCUCUAAGCUGACUCUGAGGCGUCACCUGGGCAUCCACAGAGGAGAGAAACCCUUCACCUGUCCCCACUGUUCCUACAGCAGCAGACUGAAGGCCUCUCUGCUGCAACACCUGAGGACUCACACAGGUGAGAAGCCGUACAGGUGCACUGAGUGUCCGUACGCCUCCAUAGACCGCAGCUCUCUGCUCCGACACUGCAGGACUCACAGUCAGGAGAAACCGUACAGGUGUCAGCACUGUGACUACAGCAGCAUCCAGAAGAAGAGUUUGGACCUCCACGCUCGCCGUCACCACACCGGUGAGGCGUUUCCAUGCCGACAGUGCGACUACUCGAGUCCGGACCGCCAGCUGCUGCUCAGACACGUCCGUCGACACCACCCCGCCUCCCAGCACGCCGCUCUGUGAUCUCACAUCUGACCUCGCAGCUCACUGGACUCUCUGAUUGGACUGUUAGCUCAUGGGCGGGACUACAGGGCUUAAAUUGAUGUGACAUCAGCCGUGAUGUCACAGAGUGUUUCUGUUGAUUUAUUGAUCGAUUUUUAAGGAAAAUAAAACCUGAAAACCUUU